AAGUGGCUUGACUGGCAUUAUUGUUCAACCCUCCCCGAAGCUUCUUGCUGUCCGUCAAAAGUAUUUCAAUCAAAACACUCAAUUACAGUUGGUUUACUAUAGCGUGUGUACUACUCGUAGUUUUAUGGAUGGUCGUGCGCGUGUGCUGUGGUGAGGCGUUAAGGCUUGAGAGACAGUGUGGCCUUUGCUAGACGGACAGCCACACCGUUGUGUAUAUUUGGCGAGGGUGGUGUUGAAGCAUGGGCGAUCAACAAAGAAUGAUGCAUCCAGUUUCUCAGCAUCCUUCGGUCAGCAUGGCGGGUCAUGUAGUUUCUCAGCACGGUUAUGGCAUGCCACAACAACCACAUGGCGUGGAUCCUACAAAUCAACAACAUGCCCCAGACCAAGAAGGAAUAAAAAAUGACAUUUCCGAAAUCCUUCAGCAGAUAAUGAACAUAACAGAUCAAAGUCUUGACGAAGCCCAAGCCAGAAAACAUACACUAAACUGCCAUCGAAUGAAACCUUCCCUCUUCAGUGUUCUCUGCGAGAUCAAGGAAAAAACAG
Limulus polyphemus (Atlantic horseshoe crab) is the source of this 543-nucleotide messenger RNA. Its product is annotated as pre-B-cell leukemia transcription factor 3-like. Gene Ontology annotation, molecular function: DNA-binding transcription factor activity. The annotation marks the transcript as partial. The record is from RefSeq and is a predicted model, not a curated record. Lineage: Eukaryota; Metazoa; Arthropoda; Merostomata; Xiphosura; Limulidae. The transcript is spliced from 2 exons. Gene Ontology annotation, cellular component: nucleus.